Messenger RNA from Candida tropicalis MYA-3404, 1890 nucleotides. RefSeq lists its product as uncharacterized. Lineage: Eukaryota; Fungi; Ascomycota; Pichiomycetes; Serinales; Debaryomycetaceae. The transcript has a single exon. The record is from RefSeq and is a predicted model, not a curated record. Gene Ontology annotation, biological process: vesicle-mediated transport; intracellular protein transport. Bases 1 to 1890 code for a protein of 629 amino acids. Gene Ontology annotation, cellular component: Golgi membrane.
AUGUCAGUAAAUCUAGCAAAAGUCAAGGACACAUACUUUGACAAGUUAUUUUCAACAAGUGGUGAUUCGAACAAUGUGAGACCAACGACCCAGUCCUCGUCAUUAUCGUCUCUGGGAAAGAAGAAACCACGUGUAUUAUUACUUGACAAGUUUACUACUCCGAUAAUAUCCAUGUGCUACACUCAGUCUCAACUAUUGGCCAAUGAUAUCAUAUUGAUAGAAUUGGUAGAUAAUUAUCAUCAAUUGACUUCAAUGAAACAUUUGGAUUGUAUUGUGUACAUCAAACCGUGUCUGGAAUCUGUCAACUUUAUAUGUCAAGAAUUGCGCAAUCCUCAUUUUGGAGAGUAUCGAUUAUAUUUGAACAAUUGUAUCAGUAAGAACCAGUUGGAAUCGAUUGCUGAAGCAGACCAAUAUGAAGCCAUCGAUAAAGUAAUGGAGAUUUUUGAAGAUUACCUUAUAGUUAACGACAAUUUAUAUGUUGUUGAUACCACAUUCCAAACAGAACUGGUGAAUCCAGUUCUCCUGGAAAGUGAGAAAUUGGUGAGCUUACUUUUGGCACUUAAAAAAACUCCGAUAAUUAAAUUUGAGUCGAAUUCAAUUGAUUUAAAACGAUUGAGUUCGGAGCUUUUGUACCAGAUAAACUCCAACUCAAAUAACAACUUGUUUGACGAUUUGAACCGUAAUUCAGACACCCCUCCAUUGAUAGUAUUGCUUGAUCGUAAGAAUGAUCCAAUCACUCCGUUGGUGACGCCAUGGACCUACCAAUCAAUGAUUCAUGAGUUUAUGACAAUUAACAAGAAUAUCGUCAAAUUGAAUGAAGAUGACACUGCAUCACAGAUUGUUAUUUCGGAAGAAAAUGAUCCUUUCUACAAGGAAUCCAUGUAUUUGAACUACGGUGACUUGACUGAAAAAUUUCAAAGAUAUGUGGAAAAAUAUAAAUCCGAAACAAAACAAUCAUCUAUUGAAAAUUUGAAAUCAUCCAACUUGUCUGAAUUGAAGAAAGUUCUCACCAAGUUUCCUGAGUUUAAAAAGUUUUCAACAAAUGUGUUGACCCAUUUGAACUUAAUUGGGGAAAUAGAUAAACAAAUAUCGUCUCAGAAUUUGUGGGAAAUUGGGGAAUUACAACAAACUAUUGCCUGUGAUUUAGAGAAUCAACACAACCUUCGAGCAAGUUUGUUGGAAGUACUAGACAAUGUGGGUGGUAAGAAAGUUUCGACAAUCAACAAAAUAAAAUUAGUUCUACUCUACUCAUUCAGACACAAUAAUGCUAGUGACUUGUCCUUGUUUUUACAAAAAUUGAACAAUCCAGAUCUCACUUCCCCACUACCAACAAACACACAGAUUCAAUUGAUUAAGCGGUUCAAAACCUUAUUCGGUGCAAGAAAUAUUACUGAUCAAAAGAAGUUGCAGGAGCAGAAUGAAGGUUUGACCAACAUUUUCUCGAAUAAGAAGAUUGAUAUCAAUAAAUUAUUUAACAGAAACAAUGCCAAUCAAUCAAAAUCAGACAAUAUUUACUUGCAGUAUACACCCAGAUUGAAUGAGAUAUUGGCCGGAUUGAUUAACCCUUCCCAGAACCAAGAAGAUUCAUUAGGAUUGUCAACUUUAGUUCCUGACAAAGUGAAACAACAAUAUGGAGUAGGAGUCACCAAUGAGCCAGUACAAGAUAUAAUCAUAUACAUCAAAGGCGGUGUUACAUAUGAAGAAGGCAGAUUGGCUUAUGAAUUAUCGGAGAGCAACAAGAGAAUCAAUCUAAUUGUCGGAGGGGACGGAAUUUUGAAUAGCACCCAGUGGUUAGAAAAGUUAUAUUCGAUCGCGAAUAACGACGGAGACCGUGCUAGUGAUGAUAUGACAACUUCUGAUAGACAAGCCCAAUUGCGUGAAAUUUUGUAG